AACCUGAGCAAUCUGAUUGGUUGAGUUAAUCAGGAAGAAGACGCGAACCGCGCCCGCAUCGUUGAGCUGCAUUCACGAACGCAAACAACACAAACGGCGGUAUAGCUUCAAAAUAGCUUAAACCGCUUCGAGAGGUUGUGGUUCUGUUAGGUUUCUGUCGGGUUUUUUUUUGUCGUGUAUUUGCUGCACAUGCGGGAAGUGGAUGUGAAUAUUUGACUUACUGCGUUACUGAUCCAACUUGUUUACAAACAGUCCUGAUUCAACCGAGGAUGGCUUCACGAGGAAAGUCAGAAACGAGCAAGUUGAGACAAAAUAUGGAGGAGCAACUUGACAGACUGAUGCAGCAGCUUCAGGACUUGGAAGAAUGCAGAGAAGAGCUGGACGAGGAAGAAUAUGAGGAGACAAAGAAGGAGACAUUAGAGCAGCUGAGUGAAUUCAAUGACUCCCUGAAGAAGAUCAUGACAGGAGACAUGACUCUGGUGGAUGAGCUGAGUGGAAUGCAGCUGGCGAUCCAAGCUGCCAUCAGUCAAGCCUUCAAGACUCCAGAGGUGAUCCGACUGUUUGCUAAGAAGCAGCCAGGACAGCUCAGAACCAGACUGGCAGAGAUGGACCGAGACGUCAUGGUGGGGAAGCUGUCUAAGGGCGUGUACACGCAGCAGAAGAUGGAGGUUCUCACAGCGCUGAGAAAGCUGGGAGAGAAGCUAACAACAGAGGACGAGACUUUCCUUGCAGAAAACACGACAGCUACUUUGAGCCAAUUUGAAAAAGUGUCGACAGGCUCCGAAGAUAAAAUAUUGGCUUUAGCAAGUUGUGGUGUGAAAACCAAAGUAUAACAAACAAUUACGUACACAGAGAGAGGACACAGCAGGUGGUUUUAUUGUAAAUAAUGUGAUGCUUUUUAACAGCAUUCUGGAUACAUAAUGUGUACAGUAUCUCAGUGUUUUAAACUGUGUAGUCUUCUUGCUACAAGAAUGUAAAAAAAAUAGAUGUGCUGUUAUUAUGCUGUAUUUUUAUUGCUUUGCUUCAUGUUUUUAUGCAUGUUGAAUGUGUGCUAUUGUUUUGAAUGUAGUUUACAGGGAUGUAGUUUACAUACAAGGCCACACUGAAAAGGAACAGAGAGUCAAAAUCAAAGGAAAAACAUAUUUCAAUAGCAAUGUGAAUUUCCACAUAACACCAGAGAUAUUUCAUUGUCAAAGUAUAACUUUACAACAUUUCUAACAGACCUCAUCUUCACCCUAAUAUGUAUUUUUCUUGUAAUAACACUUAUCUAACAUUACACGUUUGAAGAAGGAAUUGCAACUUUUUUAUGCAGUAUUCUGACUUUAAGCCUAAAAUGAACGUCACAUCAUAAUAAUAUGAUUUAAUAACUGACUUUAAUCUUUCUAUUUAGAAUUCAACUAACAACUUCGUUCUUACGGUUUUCACUACUAUUGUCUGUAUUAUAAAUAAACAAUUGUUUUUUGUGUGUGUAGAAUUAUUACUUCAUUUUCAUAAAAUUCGGAAUAUUUCUCAUUUUGACUUUGUUCUUGUAAAGUAAUUUUACUCCUUAGUUCUCAAGUCAAUAAUAUUUUUCUGACUAUUUUGAUUUUAUUCUCUUUACUCACAUAAUGAAUUACUUUAUUUUCUAAAUAAUUCUAUUAUUUAUACUUUUUUUCUCAGAAUAUCAAAAUUGAUCCAUUGUUCAUAAAUUAUGGAUGCAACAAUCCUUCUCUUAAAAUUACAACUUUCUCAUAUUAUCUUUUAAAACUGAAAUAGAAUAUAUUACAUUUGUUUUAAAUAUAAUUAAAAUGUUUUAAUGAUCAAAAAUAUGUUUUUAAUGUUUAGUAAUUUUUAAAUGAUUGAAAACUUAACUCCCGUAAAAUUACCUGAUUCUCACAUCACGACUUAUCCUUGCAAUAUUCCAACUCCAUCUAUCCAUCCUUCAAUUUCCAUUAAAUUGCCAAUUUGACUUUUUUUUAUUGUUGUAAAAGUAGGAUUUUUUAAUUUAUUCUGGUACAAUUAUGACCUUGUUUUUGUUCUUAUGUUUUAUUUCAGUGUGGCUCUUCUCCUUCUUUGUAUAAUCAAUGUAUUUUACACUACAGCAGCAAUAUUAGUGUAGUAUUAAUAUAAUAUCCAUCAUCUGCAGCUGGUGUACAUGCAGUAUGUUAUGAUAGUGUACAUUAGACAGAAUGUUUUGUAAACAGUUGGUGGUGUCUGGCCCUCUCUUAAAAUUUGAUUUAUAUGAUGCCGUUGCUGAUUGUGUUGUUAUAUGCAAAACUGUAUAAUAAAAACAUUACUUUUAUUUGAUGCAAGUCAACGUUAAGCCA
Entelurus aequoreus (snake pipefish) is the source of this 2306-nucleotide messenger RNA. It is a transcript of the gene lzic, whose product is annotated as leucine zipper and CTNNBIP1 domain containing. Bases 270 to 833 code for a protein of 187 amino acids. The record is from RefSeq and is a predicted model, not a curated record. The transcript has 7 exons. Gene Ontology annotation, cellular component: cytosol; nucleus; beta-catenin destruction complex. Gene Ontology annotation, biological process: negative regulation of Wnt signaling pathway. NCBI's taxonomy places the organism in Eukaryota, Metazoa, Chordata, Actinopteri, Syngnathiformes, Syngnathidae. Gene Ontology annotation, molecular function: beta-catenin binding.